Molecule: messenger RNA, 2594 nt
Organism: Cladocopium goreaui
Lineage: Eukaryota; Dinophyceae; Suessiales; Symbiodiniaceae
Source: the annotation of a GenBank genome assembly
GAAUCAAUCCUCUGGGGCACUUGGGCGCCGCGCUUUCAUCUUCGAUUCGGUUGAAGCUGGGCCUGGAUCACGGCGGGCCUGGAUCAGGGCUGGACAGGUUGAUAAGGUUGAUUUUGAAACACGUCCCACUGAACUACAAGUUGAGACUGUUCAUGUUGAAACCCGUCCGACCGAACGACAAGUUGAGACGGUUGAUGUUGAAACGCGUCGCACCGAACGACAAGUUGAAAAUGUUGAUGCUGAAACGCGCCCCUCUGAACGGCAAGUUGGGAAUGUUGAUGUUGAAACAUGUCCCACCGAAUGACAAAUUGAAAAUUUUCAUGUUGAAACGUGUCGCGCUGAAGGACACGUUGAACAGGUUGACGUUCAAACGCGUCCCACUGAACGACAAGUUGAGACGGUUGAUGUUGAAACGCGUCCCACCGAACGACAAAUUGAACAUGUUGAUGUUGAAACGCGCCCCUCCGAACGGCAAGUUGAGAAUGUUGAUGUUGAAACACGUCCCACCGGAUGACAAAUUGCAAAUUUUCAUGUUGAAACGUGUCGCGCUGAACGACACGUUGUUGAACAUGUUCAUGUUGAAACGCGUCCCACUGAACGACAAAUUGAGAAAAUUGAUGUUGAAACGCGUCCCACGGCAUGACAAGUUGAAAAUCUUCAUGUUGAAACGCGCCUCACCGAACGGCAAGUUGAACAUGUUGAUGUUGAAACGCGUCCCACCGAAUGAGGAGUUGAAAAUUGCCAUGUUGAAACGCGGCGCACUGAACGACCAAUUAAAAAGGUUGAACAUGUUGAUCCUGAAACGCGCCCCACUGAAGAACGAACUGAAAAUUUGCAUGUUGAAACGCGUCGCACUGCACGACAAGUUGAGACGGUUGAUGUUGAAACGCGUCCCACUGAACGACAGGUUGACAAUGUUCACAUUGAAACGCGUCCCGCGGAACGACGGCGAAGCAGUUGAGAUGUGCGAAGUCAUUCCAUACCGAAAGAAAAGAAAGGCUUCUGCAGAGCGAGUGCAGUUAGGUCAUGCGCAUGAGGCUGUUCACCAACGCUUGAAGAGUUUUGAGGAUUGUGCUACAGGAGUUCACCAUGCCGAUCGCGUUCUGCAAGCGCACGCUAUCUUGUGGAGAGCAAGUCAGCAAACAGAAGCCAAGGCGGAUCUCAAGGGUAUCAACAGGCAGCGCAUUGUUCGCGCGGGCCUCAACUCAAAAAAGAAAGUAUGUUCCUCCACCGUGGUGUUUGAUCAGAUGGCUUCCUCUGCUGUGAGUACCAAGCUGAACCACCUGCGAGCUGAUGUGGUGGGCAAAGUGGUUCUUGAGCUUCGGAUCUUUGGGCCGACAGUGAUGACCAACUUGCCCGGCAGGAGCGGCACCACCUGGUCCAAAUGCCAGUGCACUGCGCUGGAUGGAUCAGGGCAGACGGCCCUCCUUCGAAGGAGCUUCUUUGGCAAUGACCAGGGUGAUCAACUCAAGGCUUGGAAUGCCCAGUACAUGGAUGGCAGUGUGUUCAGUUUCAAAGGCUUGAAGGGAGCGAAGGCAGACAAGCGCUUCUCCAGCUGUACGUCCCCUGUUGAACUCGAGGUGACGGACAAGACAGUGAUCACGCCGGCGGAAUCCAGCAACAUUCCUUGGAGGCCUGCAAUUUCUUUUGGCAUUGCCGAAGUGCUGGCGAAGGAUUCCGAUGGUCGUGUAGAUUUGCUUGGAGUCUGCACCAAUGUCACCCCUUUGGAACAGAAGACUUGCAAAAACAAGCUUGGCGGUGAGUUCCAACGCUCUUUGUGCAAAGUCACUUUGCUGGAUGACAGUGCUACUGACUGUGUGCUGACCUGCUGGGGAGAAUGUGCAGAAGCACUUGUGGCAAAGGUGAGGCCGAAAAGCGUGGUGGCUUUCUACAGAGUUCGUUUGCAAGUUCAUUCUGGCGGCGGCAAGUCAUUGUCGAUCAGUGAGGACUCCUACUACAUUGUCUUAGACAAGCCCGAUAACAUCAGUGCCCGGGAGGACAAUGUGAUCUAUAAGGCUCAGACGUUCUUGGAUGCUGGUGCUUCGCAGACGGCCACAUCAUAUGAAGGUGGUGCUGAUGUGAGUGGAACCUUGAGAGUGGUGCCAGUUCGGGCUUUGGCUUUGGCAGCUGGUUUGACCAGACAGUUUGAGGACGCUGCUUGGCAAGUUGAUGUGGCCACUUGGGAGCUUGAAGGUGUCGAGGAUGCAGACCAGCUAUGCAACCGGCAGGGAAAAUUGUGGGCCAAGGUGGUUUUGAGAGAUCCAAGUGGGGAGGCACGCCUAUUCGCUCCCGAAGAGGCGUUGCUGGGCUUGACUUCAUGCAAUGAUCGUGAUGAGUUCUUGAAGUUGUUCAAGGAGGAUGCCUUAACCAAGAAGCGGGCGCAGUGUCGUGUUCACCGUAGCCUGCGAGAUGGGUACGCCAACUUACACAUGUUGCAGGGUGUUCCCAUCUUUACUCUGUCCACCCCGGCUCAGAAAAUGUACGAAGAUGCAGCUUUUUCUGAUGCCUCGUCCUGUGUGCCCGCGACCUUGAGCAGUCUGUCGCCCAAUUCUUGCGGAGGUGGCCUGAAGAUCAAUGUCAUGUCUCGAAGCUUU